Messenger RNA from Suillus paluster, 675 nucleotides. RefSeq lists its product as uncharacterized. The coding region runs from base 1 to 594 and encodes 197 amino acids. Lineage: Eukaryota; Fungi; Basidiomycota; Agaricomycetes; Boletales; Suillaceae. The transcript is spliced from 2 exons. The record is from RefSeq and is a predicted model, not a curated record.
AUGCAUGAAGUGCAUCUCAGCAAGACUAGCCCUGCUACCUCCACCCGACUCCGCUCCGCUCCUCCGACACUACCCCUAUUUUCUCUGACACCAUAUCCCUACCCUCCGACCCUAUCUGGAGCUCCGCUCCUCCGCUCCAUUGGUCUGACUGAUCCUACUCCUACUCCCUCCACCAUCUCCACUUUUCUGACCCACUCGGUUCCUCCAGUUUCUCUUGUAUCACCUCACCCGACUAUCAUGCGAGCUCUGUCACCCGUCACUCACACCCCCGUCACUGGGAAGAAGUCUCGUGCUGAAUCAGGAUUUGUGGAUGCUGUCUGGCGCUACAACAUGAUUCAACAUCUUGAUGAUGUUCACCCUCAGUAUGCACACCCCAAAAAUCCCACUGGUCUCCCUCUGCCACUUGACAUUCUCAACACAUUCAUGCUGACGUGCCUCGAACAACGUGAUGCUGGUAUCCCCGAGUUGCAAUGGCUUAUGCCUCUUUUUGACUUGGAUGAUGAUAAAGAGAAUCAACCCGGACCAAGUGCCCGCAAGCGGAAGAAUAAUAACGCCGGCAAUACGAAUGCGAAGGAAGCUUGUAAAUCUGUGUAGUCAGUUUGUUCGUUUGUUUCAUUUCCUUUGCAUGCUUUCACGAUUACACGUACAUCACUCGCUCGCUAUUUUAUAGCUUCC